Messenger RNA from Mauremys reevesii (Reeves's turtle), 6951 nucleotides. RefSeq names its product RAS like proto-oncogene B (gene RALB). Lineage: Eukaryota; Metazoa; Chordata; Testudines; Geoemydidae. The transcript has 9 exons. Gene Ontology annotation, biological process: Ras protein signal transduction. Gene Ontology annotation, molecular function: GDP binding; GTPase activity; GTP binding. The record is from RefSeq and is a predicted model, not a curated record. Gene Ontology annotation, cellular component: plasma membrane. Bases 759 to 1379 code for a protein of 206 amino acids.
CAGGAGGAGUAAGCGGAGUCGUCGGGGGAGCUGCGGCAGUUGACUUGCCGCUGUGAAGACGGCCAGAACUAACAGAGGCAUCCAGUAUUGCUUCACGGGCAACAUAAUGGAACAGGCUCAUGUAUUAUUAGCUACAGUUCUACCAGAGGCUUCAAGAAAAUCCCAUAACAAGCAAAGUGAAAAUAACGGAACUCAACAAUAGCAGAGUGUACACACAACAAGCAAAAGAAGUUGUCAGAAUUAAGGCUGGGCCACUUCCUGUAUAAGACUCGUUCCUGAAAGUGAACGGCUGUGACUUCCACUGGCAAAGAGCACAAGCAGAAUAAGAACACUGGCAACUAAGGACUUGUUUAAACACUGGAACUGAAAAAGCAACACUGCUGUACGGCUCAGAGUGGAGGGUUUUUCUAACAAAUCUGAAAUAUCCCAAGGACCCAGCUACUGAAAUGCCUUGAAAGUCAUAAGCCAGGUUCUAAAAAUCAGCACAGAUUGCGACCGAAGGCCAAUACAAGAGUACGGAAAUAGGAGUUACUGUGUUGUUUGCUGUGGAGGCCCAGUCCUGUACUAGGAGGAGUCCAGCCGCAGUCACUGUGUGAACUGGCCUGGAACACUGUAGCUGAUUGUGUGGGGCUGCUUUUGCCACUGACUGCCUGCUUCAUGUGUGCUGUCUAAGAAAUAGCAGCUAGAAGACUAACAGCCCUUCUGAGCACACUCUUAAAUUAGCUGUUGGCACUUGACAACUGUAGAUAACCAAGACGAUGGCUGCCAACAAGAACAAGAACCAGAGUUCUAUGGCCCUGCACAAAGUAAUCAUGGUUGGCAGUGGAGGCGUGGGCAAAUCAGCACUUACACUUCAGUUCAUGUAUGAUGAGUUUGUAGAAGACUAUGAACCUACGAAGGCUGACAGUUAUAGAAAGAAAGUAGUUCUAGAUGGGGAUGAAUUCCAGAUAGACAUUUUGGAUACAGCGGGACAGGAGGAUUAUGCAGCUAUUCGAGACAACUACUUCCGCAGUGGGGAGGGGUUUCUCCUUGUCUUCUCAAUAACCGAAUACGAAUCCUUUACAGCAACAGCAGAGUUAAGGGAACAGAUUCUGCGUGUGAAGGCUGAAGAGGACAAAAUCCCUUUGCUUGUGGUGGGAAAUAAAUCUGACCUGGAAGAGCGGAGGCAGGUGCCUGUAGAGGAAGCCAGAAGUAAAGCAGAGGAGUGGGGUGUGCAGUAUGUAGAAACUUCUGCCAAAACUAGAGCAAAUGUAGAUAAGGUAUUCUUUGAUCUAAUGAGGGAAAUCAGAGCAAAGAAAAUGUCAGAAAACAAAGACAAGAAUGGGAAGAAAAGUGGCAAGAACAAGAAAAGUUUUAAAGAAAGAUGUUGUUUACUGUGAUCCUUAGGACCUGUAAAUAUCUACAGAUGGAAUGAGUAAGACUUACUGCUAAGGAUAUAGGGCUGGAUUCAUGAAAGGAAGUUUGUAUUGACUCCCUUAUGAUAUUUGUAUUCACUUUGCCUUUUUAAAAUGAAAAAAUCUAAUUUGCGAACCAUUAGUCAACAGAAAUGUGAGCCCAUGUACACUGAAAUGGACUCACCUUGCCAGCAACUUUCAAAGCUAGAAUUUUACCAGCAAAUAUGGUUCUUUGGGCAUUUUAUUUCUGUCUGAUUGCAGGAAAUAAUCCCAUGUCAGUUUCAAAGUAGUAGCUUCUUGAUGUCUUUUCAGAUCUGAUCUCCCCCUCCUUCCCCCAAAAAACCACCUGUAUUGGCCUCACCAAACAUCUCUGGUUGUCUUUUAAGUUCAACCGCAUUUUUCAAUGUCUGUAUACUCACUGACUUUGUCAUUUUGUAUUAAUAAUAAUUAUAGACAAACCAAUAUCUGGCAAGACUUUUUGAAGUUCUCACAGUCUUUAAGUGACAUUUUCUCAGACUGUUAGAAGUCUACUUGAAUGCCAACAUUUUGAAGAUUUGGGAGUUGUCAGUCAAAAGCAAAUUAACUGUCUGUCCCAUUAUUAGUCAAAGCAGUAUUCAUGAAUUAAGCCUACCAACUGAAAUCAGAGUUUGGUAAUGCAAUAUUUAGUAUUUAAAUACUGGUUAGUUGUAUUCCCAAUUGGCUUGUUUCCUCUCAUGUAUUUUAAAAACAAAACAAUACAAUUAUUUUUUGGGUGGGGAAGUGACCUAAAACAAUACUGUUUUGUUUUUUUUAAAAAAGGAAACAAAUUGGCACUGAUUUAAAAAAAAACAAACCCAAAAUUUGUAUUAUUCUGUAUUGAGGCUAGACUCAUACAGUUGCUUCUAUUUCAUCUGCUCUUUACUCCCCUUCCUCAAAAUUAUUUUUAACUGUUUAAAGUGCAGAUUGUCUAUUUUGUUAUAUUGUAAUACAUGUAUUCAUGUCAUGGAGAUGUGAAAACUACUGCAUCUCUGCUUUCCAUUUUGUUUAAGAUAAACUUUUUUUCUUUUUGAGAGAGGACAUAGGCCACUGAUCACAAAACUAUGCAAGUGGAACCAGUGAGAGGCUUUUGUGCUACCUCGCAACUUGACACAGUUACUUGGCUAGUAAGUAAGUAAGUUGCUAAAUGUCAGAAACAAAGCUGAAAUGAAGUUAGGCAACUGUCAUGGUUAUUUCCUGUUAAUUUUUAUUGUACUAUUCUUCUGCACAUUUAUCUAAAAUAUGGAGACAUUUUUGCUGAGUUUUGCUGUCAAAGCUGCAGUUGAAGUUACAGUCCUGAACGAUCAGCUACACUCAAAUAGAAAUGGGGGAAAUGUAUGGGAAACAUCAGUAUUUAGCAGUUCUUGUCUCUGUGUCAGAUGUAUUUCACUUAAAUACCUUUUUCAACUUAAUGGUGUCAAUCAAGUACUGUUGCCAAAAAUGUUAUUUCCAUCUUGUUACUGUAGCAGAGAUUGUCAACCUUUUAUAAUUACCCUGCUUCUGGAAUACAUUUUGUACAGUUUCCUAAAGAAUCCUAGAAAAACUCAUUUUUGAAUUAUAAAAAAGAAGACUAAUAUAUUAUCUGAAAACUAAUCAUUUUUCAACUUGUCAUCUGUUUUGUGACUUCAAAUACAGCUACAAUGAGAAAGGAAUAAGAUGUAGAAAGGAGCAGUAUAGUGAAGGAUAUUUAAACAAACUAGUAUUGUUAGCUCAAUCAUUAAAUGGAUGGGAGCAGUGCAGAGGCAGGAAGGGCUUAAUUCAAAAUUUAAUCAAUUAUCUAGGCUUGGCAGAAUUUUUUUUAAUAAUUUUGACAUAGUUAUUUGUAAGCAUUGGUUUUUUUAUUUUUAUUGAUUUUAAAUUUUCACAGUUGCUGGAAUUUGAGGAUGGGGUCAGGCACUAGUUUAGUGACACCAAGAUUCAAAAAAGUUAGUUUUUUAACCAGACGACACAAAUUAAAAUUUACAAAUUAAAUAUCUUUGUCACAUUCUAAUAAGUUCUCAAGUAGCAUUUUUCUUUGGCUGCUUCUCUGUAAAUUUUGAUGAUCAUCAGUGGAAAUAUUUUUUCAUUUGUUUGUGCUUGUGUCGUGACAUCAACAUUUACCAAUAAAAAUCUAAUUCUUCCGGGCCUGAACAUAACUAAUAUCUAGGAUUACCGAAACAUAUUCUUAACAAAUGUGCUAGAUUGCUGCUCUAGCGCAUUCCACUUAGAGAUUUGAAAAGGAAAAUAAAGUUCAAUAUGCAGUGGAUCUUAGGAGGCUGAGGUCCUGCAUGGAUUUCUGCGUUUCCUAUCCCAUUAAUUCAUUGUCUUCCACAUCUUGAUUUUACUUCUUGUCAAGCGACAUAUCGGAGUGGGCGAAUCAUGUAUUAAAUCAAGGUUGCUGUAAUCCAUUUUAUUGUCAGGUUAAAUUCAUAUAUAUUUUUAGGCUGACCAUAUUUUCUAGCCAUAAAAGUUUGAAAAUGUUAGCCUUUAGAACUGGACAGUAAGGGUCAGAAUGGCAUUACAAAGCUAGCUUGAUUAUAGAGCAUAGAAACAUGAAAAUGUAGGAGCCAUUUGGCUCUUAAAAUAUCUGUAAACAAGGUGUUUUUUUAUCUAAACCCUGUGCAAGAGCACUGGGUGCAGUUAGAUGUUACAUAACUAAAGGGAUGCAGUUGGGUGAGAUGUUUAUAACACAUUUCUUUAUAGUGUCACUCAGUAUGUUAAUGCUUAAACUUCUCAUUUUUAAUAGUCUGACUUUUUCAUUGACUGUCCACUCUCUUUGCAUUUCUUGAUCUGAAAAAAAUAGAUAUAGGAGAGUCAGUUUUAAUUCUGUUUAUAGUCUCUCUAUACAAGUCCCUUUGAAAUUCUCAUGGGUAAGCACAGUGCUUCUGUGUUUGUACUGAAAAUAUAGCAGGUAAAUCUUCUUCAUUCUUGGAAUAAACUGUUCUCACUGGACUUCUAGAAAGAUUGAUGCGAACACUGGUAUUGGUAAGCUGUUUCACUAACCUAUGUAUUUUUGGUCCAAAUCUCUCUUCCUAACCUCACUUUAAAAUCUUAGCUGCACUUAAACUUGUAAGAAUGUAUCAUGCUGACCUCUGGUUUUCUUGAAUAGCAUUGAGAGGAAAACAAGCGCAUAAAAUAUGCCUAAUCAAGGUUUACUGGAGUGUGAGAUUUAAUUAAAAGUGAUUUAAGUUGUUCACAAAUCAGAGUGCACUCGGCAAGGGUCUCAAACAGGCAGCUCACUUAGAACUGAUGUAGAAAUGAAUAUGUAUGUUGAGCUAAUACCCAAAGAUCCCAUUAAUCUUUUUUAGAAAUUUUGCAGUAUUUGAUAGGAGAGACUUUUAAAAACAAAACAGAUGAAUUGUUAUUGCACAAGGCAUACUUGUAUGUGUUGUAAUCCCCCAUCAGACUCACUGGGGAGAGAGUAGCACUUAUUCUUAAUGUAGAAUGAGGACAGUGCACUCCAGGUGACUUUCAACAGUAGUAAGAAAUGAUUUUGUCCUUUUGAGUUAGACUUGCUUGUGAGGAAGAUGCUUAGCAGUUUUAUGUUCUUUGCUCACUACUCAGUAACACUUUUUUUCUAAACAUCACAGCAUUUGCAUCAGUGGGGCAGAAGGCUUGAGAGCACAUUCUGUUAAAGCUUUCAAUGUGUUCUCUUUUCCAAAAUCAAAAAGUAACUUGAGAACUUGAUAUGGCAGCUUUUCAGUUUUACCUUUCAGUUAUGACAAUUGCAGAAAAGAGAACUUUCGUGGAAGUCUCUUCUCAGUUCAGUGGCUGUGAACAAGGUACCUUGUUGCUCACUUAUGAAAUUUUGUUUGAAUCAUUUCUCUUCAGAAAUACUUGUGUGAAGAAUUACUAGUCUGAUUUUAAUAUACCAGCCAGGCAAUAAACUGUACCCCUGGCCUGGAAGUUGCAUGGAGGUGAUGCAUUCAACCCCUUGUCUUGAGAAGUGCCUUACACUUCAGCUGUUCUCUGCAAGCAGAGGGAGUACCAGAGUGGCCUCAAGUGAUUUCCUUUUCUGCUUGGCUGGAGGUACAUUGACUCAACAGGGGAUUGUUGAGACUGCAGUAGUAAUGGAGGAAAGAAAUAUGGCUUCUUGUUGUGGGGCUUUAAGAAGGGGCUGAAGGAAACUUUAAUUUCUGAACUCUUCCUAGUCUAGAUAGGCAAUCGUAAUUCAAGUGUGGAAAGUGAAGAGAACUUGGUAGGGAAGCAAACAAGCGUAUCCUCCUACCUGUGUGAAUUAAAGCAAUUGAAGGUUGUACAUCUGCAGAUUUUGAAGGUUAGGUUUUAGCAGGGUUGGGAUCACAGAAAAAACUUUCCCAUCAGAUUAGAAUGACAGAGCUUUCCAGUGAUUAUCUGCUCUCCUUAAAAUGUGGAUGCAUAGAACAAGUAUUUAUGAAAUCGAUGGGAGCCUGAUAGUCAUGCAGGACUAGAAUGGCAGAAGAACUUGAGUAUAUUGCUAUUGGAAAAUGUGAUUUAAAUAUUAAAAUUGGGGGGUAAAUUGAUGGCAUGGGAAUGGGGAUACACAAUCUUUCCUUUGCUGAUGGUCCCAAUACAGUCAUGUAUUAAAUCAAUUAAAUUUCAUUAGAGAAUGUGGUUACACUCUGAAGGCUGUCUACCAUGUCAGAGGUUUCAUUUCUAGCCUGUGUAGACGGUUAUCCACAAGACAACCCACCAACACCCUUGAAUCCUGUCUCUGAAAGGUGCCAAGAAUUAAAUGUGUAUGGAAACUGACCUGACCUCUCAUCCUUGGAAGGGAUCUCUCCAGGUCAGGUUGAGAUGCAUUGAUAAGACAGUGUGGAGAGAAGCUUUCACUGUUGCUAUCCAUUACAUACUUGUUCUGUGGAUGGAUGAAUAUCAGAUAUGUUAAUCCAACAUAUGAGAGAGCCCUGGAUAAAUUCACAUGGGGUUUGUCUGAGUCUGUGGGAAGAAGCACACCUACAUAUUUACUGGGCAUUAUACGUUGGAAUGACUUCAAUGGCAGCCAAUUAAAGUUCCAAUUCUAGCCUGUAAAGCUGUUUGCUAUGCAUUUUAGAAUAGAAUCAAAUUAAAAUAACCUUGGGUAUUAAAAUUACAAAAUUAUCCCACACAUUAAAGCAGUGAGGAAAGUGGGUUUGGUUUUUUUUAUAAUAGCAAUUGAUUUAUGGGACUUGAUUCUGUUACAUAGUUUGCUGGGCUUUUAAAUCAAGGUUCAGCCCUAUGGUCCAUUCUAAUAGCACUUCCACUGUAAACUUCAGACUGCACAGGAAUAGUGGGAGUUAAUUCUGGGGUGAAAAAGGAAAGCUUAUCCUUUUUAUUGCAGCCCCAAGAGAUAUGUUUACCAUAAUGAAGUGAUACUAACGACAGGAAGGAUUAAAAAGAAAUUGCCUUUUUAAAUUAUGUAUGUUAUGCUACACAGUGUAAGUUCUACUUUUCUUCUGUAGAUCAAGAAAAGCUUUGCUCUCAGAUGUUGCACAAACAUUUCUUUAAAUGUUCAUAAAAAGGUAUUUUAGUCAUUUUGUAUUCAUUAUCAUGCUAAUCCAACUGAUUUGUAUUAUUGUUAAUAAAAAAAGAAGUAGGUACAAUA